Molecule: messenger RNA, 4494 nt
Organism: Cryptococcus wingfieldii CBS 7118
Lineage: Eukaryota; Fungi; Basidiomycota; Tremellomycetes; Tremellales; Cryptococcaceae
Exons: 9
Coding region: 1-4494 (1497 amino acids)
Molecular function (GO): protein binding
Source: RefSeq, a predicted model, not a curated record
AUGUCUCUCUUCAAGCGCAAGCACUCCAAGGCAGACAUACAGCCCCCACCAGCCUCUGUGCAGCAGGCCCCACCGGCUAGCGUACCGAGUACUCAGCAGAAGGGUGGUUACGGAUCAGUGGGCGUGGCAGGCGGGGGGAACGCGAACCCGAGGCGGAUGACCAGCAACCCGCAACUCAAUGCGAAUGUCCCUCAAGGUGUCCAGCCACCCAUACACCCUUCGCAGAUUCAUAAUUUUGCUCCCAUGAGCAUGCCCCAGCCCGGUUUCACUCCCCCUCAUCGCCAGUCCCAAUCACCCAUCGUCAAUGGCCCUGGAGGUACUGCGGCUGGGUUCCCCACACCUCCCAUGAAUGGCUCACCACACAUGAGCAUGUCUCCCCAGUCUCAUUCUGGACAGGGGAUGUACCCGGCGCAACAGUCACAAAUUGCUCCCCCAGCUGGACAGGACCCCGCUCAGCAGCAACAUUUGCCCAAGCAACAACAUGAUCCCUCCAACUUUCCAUGGCAAGUCCGCCAUCUCCGGACCUACCCACCGUCCUCCCCUAAUAUGCCAAACUCGCCCUUCCCCCGAUAUGGCUUAUCUGUCCCCUGUUUUCCCUCGCAUUCUGGCCACAUGCUCCUUUUCGGAGGACUGGUCAAUGAGCGAGUCAGAAACGACUUGUGGUCAAUCGACAUCCGGGACUAUUCGACAAUGUAUGUCAAGACAAAGGGAGAUGCUCCACCUCCAAGGGUGGGACAUGCGAGUGUGAUAAUGGACAGAAUUUUGAUUGUGUGGGGAGGAGACACGAAAGUGAAUGCUUCUGAUCCUCAAGAUGAGGGUCUGUAUGUUCUCGAUCUACGCUCCCAAGAAUGGACUCUUCUUCCCGUUGCUAGAGGGCCAGUCGGCAGAUAUGGCCACGCAGUCUGCAUGGUGGGGUCCAAGUUCUAUGUCUUUGGUGGUCAAGCAGACGGGGCGUUCAUGAACGACAUGUGGUCGUAUGAUAUCAAGCAACUGACAUCUCCCAAUGCUCCUCAUAUAUGGGAGCAGGUGACAUACACUACACCCCCUCCCCCUGCUCGUACUGGACACGUUUUGGUAUCCUCGUCGAGUGAAAAGAUCUACCUCUUUGGUGGUACUGAUGGCAACUACCACUACAACGACACGUGGUCGUUUGACCCGGCCACAGGUGCUUGGUCCGAACUCACCUGCAUCGGCUUCAUCCCCCUCCCCAGAGAGGGCCAUGCCGCGGCUAUUGUAGACGACACUAUCUACGUGUUUGGUGGCAGAGACGUCAAAGGAAAGGACCUUGGCGACUUGUCUGCGUUCAAACUGUCAAACCAAAGAUGGUACAUGUUCCAGAACAUGGGUCCCGCUCCAACUGCGCGAUCUGGUCACGCGAUGGUGUCUGCACACGGAAAGAUCUUCAUUGUCGGUGGUGAAGCCAACCAGGUCAUCGCUGAUCAGAAAGACGACCCCGCACUCGUCCAUUACCUCGACACCACCAAGAUCAAGUAUCCCGCCGACAAGAAGCCCCGAGACGACGGUAAGGGCGCCCAACCUGGCCAGAGCCCGCAAAGACUCCCUCAUUCGGGUUCGAUGGAGCAGCUCCACACCCGCGCUGGCUCGCCGCUCAAUGAGGGGGCGACGCCCCCAGCACAGUCCCUCGGUGCAGUCAUCACCCCUCCGACUCAGACGCCCGAGGCUGCUCAGAUACCACCCCAAGUUCAGGUCACGCAGCCCCCCGUCCAGUCUCUCACCACCGCUCAACAACCCCGCUCCAUACCCAAAACCAACGGUGCUCCACCCCAACGCCCUCAUCGAGAAGGUGACGAAGAAUAUCGUGAAGCCAUGUCCCCAGCCAAUUCUCACCACCCAGAGCUUCAUUCUCCCCAGUCAAGCUCUAUCCGCGUGAGUAGCCCAAUAAACAAUUCGCCGGCGUCGCCGAAGAAUCACCCGAAAGUGAUAUUCAACUCGAGUCUCACUGGUACUCGAUCGCCGAGCCCGAGGCUGAGGAACGCAGAUGGUACUUCAGCGGAAAAAGAACGUGCCCCACCUCCCCCGGAUGCCUUCUACUAUGGCAGACGGUCGCCUACCACGAGCGGCUUUUCGCUGCAUAGUGCGAGUGGCCGACCUAGCUCUCUCGGGCCUUCGACAGACUUGAUCAGAGAGUUGAAGGCUAGGGAUAUCGAGCUUGAGGAUGGGAAAAAGCGAGAAGCGGCAUUGAAGGCCAUCUUGAGCCGAGCGAUGAAACAGGGCUUCGUCUUUGGCGAUGAGCGUCCAGAGGGCAUGUCGCCGGAUAUGAGCAUCGACGAGAAUGAGGACGGCGGUGAGAGAGCCGUCAAAGAGCGGAGGGUGCAAGACGUGGUCGGCAAGUUGACUGAUGCUUUGGUGAGGCUGAAGAAAGAAAAGGCCGAGAUGCAGAACGAAUUGACGUCCCAAGUCCACGCCGCUUCCGACAAAUCUCGCGAAGCCGACACCCUUCGCCGAGGUGCUCUUCAAGAGACUGCAUUUUACCGCGCAAAAAUCGCUGCACUAGAGUCCAACUCUGCCAUCGACCUCAAGCGUCUCGAACAGGACCGCACGGCUGAGCUCGAAAAGCAGAUUGGAGUCCUCGUCAAUGAGAACGCAGAUCUACAGAAAGAGCUCGAGCGCGAACGCGAUAACGGAGUGCAGACGAGGGAUUUGCACUCUUCUGCAACGGAGCGAGAGGCAGAAACGCUAAAAAGGGCGGAAGAAGCGGAAGAAGCUCAUCGAGGAGCCGUAGAGGAGCUCGAGCAACUGCAUGCGCGAUUCAGUAACCACGAACAAUCCAUUCGCGAGCACUCGGAGCAGCUCGUCACACUCUCAUCCACCCUGCAGCAACGCGAGGCUGAGCGAGAGACUUUAUUGUCGCAGCUCAACGACGCUGUCACUUCUCGAGACCAGCAUAUCCUGUUGGUGGAGGAAGCUCAGAGGGCCGUGGAUUCCGGAGGGGCAAUGGCGAGUGAGAUGGAGGCCAUGUACGCUCAAGAACUGCAAAAGGUCGCCAGGCUUGUGGAGCAGCUCGCUGAGACUCAGGCGGAACUUGAGAAGCGAUCUCAGCUAGCCGAGAUUGCAACCGAGCGUCUACAGGAGAUUGAGAAAGCGUAUGCCAUCUCUCGCGAGGAAGCUGAUUCGCUUCGCGGGUCUGUCAGCACCCAUCUCGGUGCUAUCCUCGACUCUCACAAGGAACUUCGGGCCGAUGAAAGCCGGCUCACGCGAGGUCAUCAAGACAAGCUUCGCGCUUUGGAGGUGGAAGGCACGAGUCUCAGGAAGAUGCUGAACGAAGCCGGGCAAAGGGUAGAUGCCGCUGAAUCUGGUGUCAGCCAUCACCGAUCCAAAGCUCGAGUCCUUGAAGGCAAGGUGCAGGCACUCAGGGGUGAACUUCGUGCUGGCCAGACCAAGCUCAUGAGCGCUCAGUUUGAAGUCACUCGCUACAAGGAGCUUAAUGCCUCUCGAGACGAAGAGUUGAGAGAAAAGGAGCUGGCUGUGACAGAGGUUGAGACCAGGUGCACCAUGUUGCGCAAUCUCUUGGCUGAGCACGGCAUCGCCAUCAACAGCACCGACUUGGACAACGUCGAGACUCCAUCCAGUCGCGAGCUCGAAACACAGCUUCGAGACCGAAACAGAGCCAACGAGUCUGCUCAACGAGAGAUUCAGAGCCUUCGUGCCAGAAGCGAAGAAGCCGAGGACAAGGUGGAGUCUCUCAGUCGCCUUAUUGAACGCAUCAAAGAUGCUCGAAGUCCGACAAGUUCCAGUAUGCGUUCCCCCACGCCCACGGGUGGGGAACCAGGUCGAGUCGGUGAGCUGGAGAAGAAGCUCAAUGACAUGACCAAGGAACAUAAGGAUAAGGUUGCGGGGCUGGAAGCCGACUACCAGACCGCUGUGAGGUAUGUGAAGGGUACGGAGAAGAUGUUGAAGCGGAUGAAGGACGAGUUGAACAAACAGAAAGCGACCAACGCUACUGUUCAGACUGAGCUUGACCAUCUUCGUGGCAGAUCAUCUGUCUCUGGCCGUUCCACACCUUCUUCAAUGCUCGAAUCCGAUGUCCAGCGCCGCUUCUCCACCCUCCAAACCCAACAUCAAAAGCUGCAAGAAGAUUACUCUGCUUCUCAAGACGUCUUGUCGGCUCGAAACCGUGAGGUCGACCUCUUGCGGAUGAGAUUAGACGAGGCCGAGCGGGAUCUGGAAAGCUUGAGGGAAGAUUUGGCGCAGGCGCAGCAUAGGAUACAGACGCUGUUGGAUGUGAGAGGUGUCUCGGACGAUGAUGAAGCCGAAGGUAGCGAGGAGGCCACUUUGGCGCUGGACAAGUUUACAAAAGAACUUCGACAAUGGGAAAGAAGUCGGUCACCAGGGGGCACCAGCAUUGGCGGCUCCUCCGAUGAAGACGAGACCAUUCACAUGCCCGGUCAAUCGAAAAAAACAUCCCAAACUACCGCUGCCACGAAAGGCCAUCAACGCAAUAGCUCAGAGUACAGUGGUGAAUGGGCUCGUUGA